CUGGGGAGAACGGAUGGCUGGGGACCCCGUGAACCUCGCCGCCCGCCCGCGCCCUGGUUUCUGAGGCUUUGGGAAACGUGUUGUUGGCCAGACACGUCCCAGAAACUGCUUGCUUUGAAACAAGAAUAAGUGCGAAAAGACUCUUGGCAACGUCAUGCCCUUUGCCAUUCCGCGGAGGAGCGAAGCUUUGGGCCGAUUUACAGAAUGAAUCAAGUCUGCCAGCAGGACUUUUGCUCAUUGCUGCCUUUUCAUUUUUGUAAUUUGGUAAAGGGUUAAUGUUAGUUUCACCGUGUAGCUAUUUAAUCCUUCAGACACCUAUUUGGAAACAAAUAGAUAAACGGGACUUUACGAGACCAGGGAUUUUCAAGAUGAAUUAUACCGAGUCCAGCCCAUUGACAGAAUCGAUUACAAUAGGUUUUACACCUGAGUUAGAAAGGAUCAUACCUGUGCCUUCCAAUGAGACCACAUGCGAAAACUGGAGAGAGAUACAUCACCUCGUUUUUCAUGUAGCAAAUAUUUUUUUCACGAUUGGGUUGGUUAUUCCAACCACCCUUCACCUUCAUAUGAUACUCCUUAGGGCAAUGUUAUCUAUAGGAUGUACCCUUUAUAUUGUCUGGGCCACUCUCUACCGAUGUGCCUUGGAUAUCAUGAUCUGGAACUCCGUAUUCCUGGGUGUCAACAUUUUGCAUCUGUCAUAUCUUUUGUACAAGAAAAGACCGGUAAAGAUUGAGAAGGAACUCAGUGGCAUCUACCGCCGACUGUUCGAACCACUCCGUGUGCCUCCAGAUCUGUUCAGAAGAUUAACCGGCCAGUUUUGCAUGAUCCAAACCUUAAAAAAGGGCCAGACGUAUGCUGCAGAGGAUAAAACCUCAGUUGAUGACCGUCUGAGUAUCCUUCUGAAGGGGAAAAUGAAGGUUUCCUAUCGAGGACAUUUUCUGCAUAACAUUUACCCCUGUGCCUUUAUAGAUUCUCCUGAAUUUAGAUCAACUCAGAUGCACAAAGGUGAAAAAUUCCAGGUCACCAUCGUUGCAGAUGAUAACUGCAGAUUUUUAUGCUGGUCAAGAGAAAGAUUAACUUAUUUUCUGGAAUCAGAACCAUUUCUAUAUGAAAUAUUUAGGUAUCUUAUAGGAAAAGACAUUACAAAUAAGCUCUACUCAUUGAACGAUCCCACCUUAAAUGAUAAAAAGGCCAAAAAGCUGGAACACCAGCUUAGCCUGUGCACGCAGAUCUCCAUGCUGGAAAUGAGGAACAGCAUCGCCAGCUCCAGUGACAGCGACGAUGGCUUACACCAGUUUCUUCGGGGCACUGCCAGCAUGUCCUCUCUCUAUGUGCCGUCCCCACACCAGCGGGGCUCUACCAAGAUGAAGCCCAUCGAAGAAGGGGUAGAAGAUGACGACGAGGUCUUUGAGCCCGUGUCUCCAAACGCACUGAAAGUCCAUCAGUUACCCUGACCAGAGAGAGAGGACAAGGGACCUGGAUGGAAUCUGU
Messenger RNA from Lontra canadensis (Northern American river otter), 1488 nucleotides. RefSeq names its product blood vessel epicardial substance (gene POPDC1). The record is from RefSeq and is a predicted model, not a curated record. Gene Ontology annotation, molecular function: cAMP binding. NCBI's taxonomy places the organism in Eukaryota, Metazoa, Chordata, Mammalia, Carnivora, Mustelidae. The transcript has 8 exons. Bases 276 to 1451 code for a protein of 391 amino acids. Gene Ontology annotation, cellular component: sarcolemma.